Molecule: messenger RNA, 1088 nt
Organism: Condylura cristata (star-nosed mole)
Lineage: Eukaryota; Metazoa; Chordata; Mammalia; Eulipotyphla; Talpidae
Gene: XAF1
Product: XIAP associated factor 1
Exons: 8
Coding region: 25-942 (305 amino acids)
Biological process (GO): apoptotic process
Source: RefSeq, a predicted model, not a curated record
CUCAAUAGGAAAUCUCUGCAGACCAUGGAGGAAGCCUUGCAGGUGUGCAGAAACUGCAGAAGACGCAUAGUCUUGGCCCACCUGGCCCUCCAUGAGGCCCACUGCCUGCAGUUCCUGGUCCUCUGUCCAGAGUGCAAGGAACCUGUCCCACAGACGAAGAUGGACGAGCACCGGGAGGCUGGGCACCAGCAGGUCGGGUGUGCCAUGUGUCAGCAGAGCGUACAGAAGCACACCCUGGAGCUCCACGAGAGCACAGAAUGCCAGGAGCGCCCCACUGCAUGUCAGUUCUGUCAGCUGGCCGUGCGCCUCAGCAAGCUGGAACUCCACCAGCGCCACUGUGGCAACCAGACCAAGCUCUGCCCAGAGUGCGGCCAGGUCGUCACGCUCCGAGGGCUGGCCCAGCACAGAGACACAUGUCGGAGCGAACCGGCCCCCCUCAGCACGGGGAAGAGAAGUCCUCCUGAGAAGAAAAUCCACUGUCAUUAUUGUAACCAAGAGAUUCCAGAAAGUGUGUACUUCCACCAUAAGGGGAAAUGCUGUGCAGUCUCAGAGUGUGUGAAAUAUUUUCCAGUUGGAAAGCCAACCACUCCUUCUCCAGCCCCUCCAAGUCAGCCUGCAGAGGAUCUAACUUCCUCGGAACAGAAAGAUGUCCGUCCAAAGAUGAAAAAUAGGAGCACGUUUCCUCUUCUUUCAGAAAAUUCAACUAAGCUAGCACCAAGCAGCACCAAUAAGACCAUGGAUAGACCUUUGAAGUCUGAGCACGACCCCGGGGGUGCAUCUCCCGCAGAAGAUGAGGCAGCCUAUGAUAUUCUGAGAAGAUGUGUUCAGUGUGGUAUCCUGCUCCCCCUGCCAACCCUAAAUCAGCAUCAGGAAAAAUGCUGGAGGUUAGCGUCAUGGAAGGGAAAGCCAAGUGUGAACUUCCAGCCAGAUUUGAAAAAGUAAAGGGAUGUUUGUCCAAGAGCUACAGAUCGACCAGGAAGGAAAAAGGGGAUUCCAGCAAGUCUACCCCCGGAAUUCUGAUCAAGCCUCUGAGUGGGGCAAACUUACUGCCAUCUUGGGGCGCCCAGUUUUAUCCCCGAAAGAAUAAA